GCGCGCCGGAAGCGGAAGUCAGGCGGUGGUCGGAGUCUGGCUAAAGUGGUCCUGUUACUUUGGAGAGCUGAAGGGGUCCGGAGGUCCUGUGACGGUGUUCUGGGCCGGAGAUCUAAACAAUCUAAACAUUUAACAGUACAGCUGCCUCAAAUCCCUGGGAAUUUCAGAAUGACUGACACUUCUGAAGCUGUUCCAAAUUUUGAAGAGAUGUUUGCCAGUAGAUUCACAGAAGAUGACAAAGAGUACCAGGAAUACCUGAAACGCCCUCCUGAGUCCCCUCCAAUUGUUGAGGAAUGGAAUAGCAGAGCUGGUGGGAACCAAAGAAAUAGAGGCAAUCGGUUGCAAGAUAACAGACAGUUUAGGGGUAGGGAUAGCAGACGGGGGUGGCCAAGUGACAAUCGAUCCAAUCAGUGGCAUGGACGAUCCUGGGGUAACAAUUACCCGCAGCACAGACAAGAAUCUUACUACCCCCAUCAAUAUGGACACUAUGGUUACAACCAACGGCCUCCCUAUGGCUACUACUGAUAGAAAUGUCAGCAGCUUUUAGUAAAACCAUUUACUCUGUUAACAUGACAAAAGUUUAUGUUGUAUUUUCUGUUGGUCAUAGUUUUACAUCUGAUUGUAGAGAGUGGAUUGAUUUUUCGGAACUUGAGACAUUUUUUAAAUUAGAUCUUACUGGAGAGAUAUGAUGGCUGCUGGAAAUAUCAAUAAAUACUCCCCUAAAAAGGUUGUGGCUUAUAUUGCUUGACUUCUACCUCAGAUUCUUCUUUAUUUCAUGACUUAAUAGUGCUUUGAAUGUUGUGAAUUUUUUCCUUGUUUGACUUUCAGGAGUUCUUUGUUUUACACAGAAAUAAAAAUUUUACAUAGAAAAUGCUUGCUUUUACUUUGUAAGGUAAGGAAGUAUCCCUGUACUCGGAUGUGCUCAUUCCUAAUAUUUUACAGAAGUAGUACAAUCAGCUCCUAAAUGCACAGCUAUGCUUACUUGUGAUAUAUUGUACAUAGUAGUAGUUGAAAGGAAAACAGUUAUAGUAUAUUUCAUUUGGCUUUUGUUAUUAUGUGACUGUGGUACUUUGUAAUUACUCUAUAGAUAUGAAUCAUCUUCACAAUCGUUUUGGUUUCUUUUUAGAGGGAUAUCAAGAAUAAACCUGUAAAAUCAGGAAGGAAUCAUUCUCAGUUUCAAUGUCUUGAUCUAGUGGUAGGUGGGAUUAAGGCACACAGUAAUUUUAUACAAACUCUAAGGUUUUUUGCUAACUUAAACAUACCAGGUCAAAAUUCACGCAUUAUACAAAAGUUUAACUCUGCAAUGUUCCCUUCCUUUUCAAUCAUAUGUAAAUAAUGCUGCAUUUUGUAUUUACUUUUAUGGUAUUUAAUGUGGGUUGAUUUUACAAUGUUAUGUUCACCUCCAAAUGUGCACCUUUGCUGCUUCCUCUUCUGUAAAUCCAGUGAUGCUGUAACUUCCUUUCAGAGUGAUCAUUGUAUUUCACAUCAUUUUA
Molecule: messenger RNA, 1493 nt
Organism: Balaenoptera ricei (Rice's whale)
Lineage: Eukaryota; Metazoa; Chordata; Mammalia; Artiodactyla; Balaenopteridae
Gene: RAMAC
Product: RNA guanine-7 methyltransferase activating subunit
Exons: 4
Coding region: 169-525 (118 amino acids)
Biological process (GO): RNA 5'-cap (guanine-N7)-methylation
Molecular function (GO): RNA binding
Source: RefSeq, a predicted model, not a curated record